CACGGCAUGAUUAUAUUUUUCCUCGCGGAGAUCGCCUACGCUCGUAAAUUUAACACCACUACACGUUUCCCGAGUGUAGUAUAACAGGCAUAUAUACACGAGGAUAAUAAUCAUAAAGCAGCUGCCAGUCAACGGCCGAGCCGACGCGAUCGCGAGACGCAAUCCAGCAGCAGCACUGCCCAAAUGAAGAUAAAGCUGCUCGUUUGUGCCCAAACCAAACAACACGUCGUCGUCGCCUGAUUCCUGAACGGACAGGAAUCGUGACUCGCGAGAGAAAAAGAGAGUCAGCGUUUUACUUCGCGCGACCAAUGCAGCAACGGCAACAGCAGCAGCAGCAGUUGUGCCUAACCAUUUUUUUUCCUUGUCUCGCAUCGAUUUCUCCAAUAUUCGAGACAAUAUAAGAACGCGAUAAAGAGAGAGAAAUACUCUCGGGAGUUUUUCGGAACACAGCGUCGGUUGCAGCAGUGUAGUGGCCCGUUCGUACAUAGUACGAACAUAACGCGCGUGUGCGCGAGUGCAAGAGAUUCCUUCGGUCUCUUUACAAGAUUUCUCCGGCGGCCGGAGUUUUUAGUCUGUGUAUCGUACGCACGGAGAAGACACGGCUCUACGGAAUCAUAACCCGCAGCCGAGUCGAGCAAUUACAAUAUCGAUGAAUUUUUUUUCUCUCAACUAUGAAAUAAAUAGUUACAAAAAGAGUUGAAAAAAUUAAAUGGUCGGGCUCGUUCACGCUGUAAUCGAUCGCGAGCACUUGGUGACACUGGAACAACUGGAUUAUUGCAAGUACUUAUAGUACAUACAACUGCAAAAUGUAUGAUGGUAUCUUUGAAGAUUUUGAAAGACUCAAAGCUCAUAUCAACAAAAACGGAUCUGUGGCGUAUGAAGCCUCCGCAUUAUUCGAAUUGCUCGAAGACUUAUAUCCUGUACACGGGUCCGAACAAUCAAUGCAAAUAAUCGCAGAAAUGUACGAUUUGCAAUCAAUCAGAGAUUCUUCGCAAUUACCAAGCACUACAAAAGAUGAAGCUGCGUCUAAUGAUAAAUCAAUUAUUGAUGAUGAUAUCAUUGAGAUAGCUGUACCUAAAAAGUAUCAUCCAGUAAUAGAUCUUACAGAAAACUCUCCCGAACCUAGCAAUGAAGUUGCAGUAACUCCACCAUUGGAAGAAAUUCCUUCUACUUCGAUGAACCAAGCGAGUGGUGAAAAUUCCGAUGCUAAUAAAAACAGCGAUGAGGAAUCUGAAAAUGCUGAUACUAGUGAUGAUGAUCUGGGUAUGCUAGAUUUUGAAUCAAAUGAUUGGGAUUUUGGAAAUGAUUUUCCUAUGUGUAUUACAGCUCCUCCUUUAUUGGAAGAGCUAGAACAAUAUAGACAGGGUAAUCAACAAAAUAGUAAUGAAUCAGAUGGAAUUCAACAGAAUAGUAAUGAAUCAAAUGGAAAUCAAAGGAUAUCUGUAUCAAAUGAAGUUCCUGAAAUAUUGGAAGAAAAUAAUAACGAUCCUAAUAACAAUUUUAAUAAUCAAAUUAAUGAAGAUAAUGAAUAUCAAAAUUUCAUGGAUGAUUUGUAUAGAACUCCUGAAUAUCCUGAAGAGCCACUGAGGUUAACUCCUGAAUAUCAUGAAGAGCCUCUGAGGUUAGUGAUGAAUGAUCAGCCCAGUACAUCAUCAGAGAACUUGAACAAAAAAAUAAAACAAGAAAUAUCAAAACCUGGAUGUAGUACACAUGAUAGUGAACGUUUUGUUAACAAUUCAUUUGAUAGCAUGUCCAACAGUUAUAUGCAUAUUCCAGGAAGUAAUUCAAAACAAAAUCAUAAAAUAGAUGAAGCUGUACCAGGUUGUAGUAAAAAUCUGAAUGAUACAUUUGAUGAGCAACAUUCAGAUAACAGCAUUUUACAAGAUGUAGAAUGUAUCAAAGAAAUUAUACCAUGGGCUCAGGAUGAUAUGAUUCAAAAACUGUUGAAAAGAAAUAUGCACUCUCCUGAUAGAAAGCAGCGGGCUUUGUUAAAAUUAGUCAAACACAAUCCUAAAAAUGAAGAAGCUAUUAAGAAGCGUAAAGUAGAAGACGAUUCUUACAAAAGUUAUCACAAACUUCCUAAGUUUGAGACUAACAAAACUAACAAAGAAGAUUCAAUGAUUACAUCAUCUUCCGCCCCGACUCACUAUAUAAGUAGUAUCAUUUCGAGAGACCCAUCUCGUCAUUCUUAUGUUCACCCAAGCAGCAGUAAAUCUGAUCUCUCAAAAAGUUAUGAAAUGCCCAUGCAUUCAAAAAUGAACACAAAUUCUUAUUUGCCAUAUAGUAAUAAAUAUGUUCCUCUAAAAUUAAAAAUUUCAAAAUCAAAUUAUCAGAACAACACUGAUGUGGUCAGACAGUAUGCCCCAUUGCCCUCACGAAAUUCCGUUAAAAUUAAAAAUGAAACAAUUGUGAGCGGCUCUUUGUUGGCUCCAUCUCAAGAUGCAGUAGCAAUGCCAGCAGGAAUAACUGUAAAUGACACAAAACCAAACUUUGUAGAGGCAUUAGCUAAUAUACCACAAAUUAUACAUAUAAAUCAGACAAAAGAAACUGACUCAAGACUAAAUGUAAAUAAAACUAGCCCAAUCAAGCCAGCAAAAUUAAAUUAUCGGCCUAUAAUUCCGGCGUCAAUUCCAGAUUCAAAUCCAGUACCAAAAAAAAAUAUGUUGAGGCCUUCAUUAUUUGGGUCUUCAUCAAGUUAUGAUGACGACGUGACCAUAUUUCGUAGACCUUUCCCUACAAAUAGUAAUAAUCAAGUACAGGAUUUAAGAUUGCAUGAAGAUAAUAGUACAGGGAAUGGUGUUCAAUUAAUGCCAGAACCAGUAAGAUUAAAAAUUGAUAACAAUGUUCCAAGCACAUCAUCUGCAAAGGAACCUUCAAAGGAAUAUGAUAUCAAAAUCUACGACCAUUUAAGAAGUAUAUUCCCAGAUGUUGAAUCCAACUACAUUAAGCUAAUCGCCAAAAUCCCAGAAGGCCCUGAUCAAAAUAGGGAUAAAACACUCAAUGAUUUGAUUGAUCACUUAUUACAAGUGGGACCACAAUAUACAAGACAAAAGGUGGAAUACAUCCCAGUGCCAGCAGUACAUGCAAGUAUAGAUGAACAGUAUGAUUACCUGCUUGGAAUAUUUCCUGAUGCUGAUCCUACAUAUUUAAGACAUUUUGUUGAAACAAAUAAUCAUAAGGAGCAUGCAGUACAAGAAUUUGUUCAAAGUAAACUAGAGACACGUGAUUAUCCUACAAAAGAACAAUAUUUGGCCAAAAUUAAAAUCACAGAACAACAAAAGCAAUAUACUACUGAUUUUAAAGUUGAAAAAUUUCUGGAAGUUAUACCUGACCCAACUUCAUACUUCGAAAAUCCUAGCAGAAAAUGUACUCAUGAUCCUAUAGGAAAAGAAUUUUUGAAACAUAUAUUUAAUAAAAAUAAGGUUCAUACAAUCUCCAGGGUCUACAGUUCAUCUAAUUAUAAUAUGAGCAUUACUGCAGCUAGUUUAAGCGAAUUAGGCCCAGACAUGAGAUCGAAACGAGCCUCAUCAGACAUGCCUACUGAAAACAUUCCCCUUUUGCAAGAAAUGGCUUAUAUAAAACAUAAAGAUGCCAUAAAACUUCAUAUUGAAAACCUUAGAAUUACAGAAGAACGUCUAUUUAAGGACUUGAAGGAAAAAAAUUUACUUGUUACUUGUCAAUGUUGCUAUAAUGAUGAGUGCAUGCCAUCAAAAUGUGCUCUGUGCAAUGAAGGUCAUACGUUUUGCUACGAUUGUGUGAUUAGAGGUACAGAUUCAAUUCUAGCUGAUGGAGGAACUCAUGUUCAGUGCUUUACAGAGUGCUCCAGUGAAUUUUCUUUAUCCACUUUACAAAAAGUACUAAAGCCAACAAAAUUCAGCGCUUUGUUAACGAAAAGACAGUUAGCUGAAGUUAUGGCUGCAGGUGUGGACGGACUUGUAUCUUGUCCAUUCUGCCACUUUGCAUCCAUACCACCACCAGAGGAUAAAGUAUUCAGAUGUCUGAAUCCUGAAUGUAUGAAAGAAACUUGCCGCCUUUGUAAAGAAUUGAAUCAUAUACCACUAAAAUGCGAUGAAGUCAUUAAGAAAGACAAAGCACUAAGAAUACUAGAAGAAAAAAUGACACAAGCCUUAAUUAGAACAUGUCAAAAUUGUAAAAGACAAUUCUACAAAGAGGAUGGAGGUUGUAAUAAAAUGAGUUGUGUAUGUGGUGCCUUACAGUGUUAUGUAUGCGACCAAUUGAUUAAAGGUUACGAUCAUUUCAACUCGCAAGGAUCAAGGAACACCGACAAGUGUCCACUGUGGACUGAUGAUCGUCGGAUGCACGCCGAAGGAGUCAGGAAGGUAGCCGAGGAUUUGAAGAAAAAUCUACAAAAAAUGAAUCCUAACUUGCAAAUAGAUACAGAAAAAUUAUUGCCGAAGUUGCCUCCUAAAGUUAGAGGACCUCAUGAUGAUAUACCGAAUUCUAAUGUGCUACCUGAACACGUAAGAAGAAUUGCAGAGUCAAGAAUCCUUCCACCUUGAAUGUUUAUAUUCAAAGGCAAUCAUUAUGCUUACCAAAGAUUGCUCUGUCAAAAUUAUAGUUACUUAAUUUUAUUUCAAUGUUUGUAAGCACUCUUUUAUGUUACGUUAUUUAACUGUUCGUUUAUCAUUAUUAUUCAAAGUAUUAGUAAUAUUAAAAAAAUGUGUUGUAAUCUUUCAUCAAGUCCUGAUGUUACUUGUCUGAAAGUUAUGUUUUGAUUAAACGUGUUUACAACGUAA
Messenger RNA from Trichogramma pretiosum, 4757 nucleotides. RefSeq lists its product as uncharacterized. Lineage: Eukaryota; Metazoa; Arthropoda; Insecta; Hymenoptera; Trichogrammatidae. The transcript is spliced from 10 exons. The record is from RefSeq and is a predicted model, not a curated record. The coding region runs from base 807 to 4520 and encodes 1237 amino acids.